Molecule: messenger RNA, 3670 nt
Organism: Apodemus sylvaticus (European woodmouse)
Lineage: Eukaryota; Metazoa; Chordata; Mammalia; Rodentia; Muridae
Gene: Il4r
Product: interleukin 4 receptor
Exons: 11
Coding region: 353-2779 (808 amino acids)
Biological process (GO): production of molecular mediator involved in inflammatory response; cytokine-mediated signaling pathway
Cellular component (GO): external side of plasma membrane; membrane
Molecular function (GO): cytokine receptor activity; protein binding
Source: RefSeq, a predicted model, not a curated record
GGCACUCUAGGCGGCGUAGGAAGCGGGGCGAGGUCCUUAGCGCAGGAAAGCCCCGCGCGGCGCGUGGAGCCUGAACACGCAGGUUCUGGCUGGACUUCUAGAAGCUGAGGAACAUUCUUGGAGCUCAGAAGCAGAGGGACCUGACUUUUGAUUUUGGAUCUGCCUGCUGGCUGGUUCUGGACCUCCUGGACAAAUUCCUCUAUCCUAGGACUCAGGAUUUGCAUUUGCUUUUGUUUUGAAGGUGCUGGAGAGGGAGCCCAGGGCCUUGUGCCUGUGGGCCAGGUAAGCUGCCCGCUGAGCCGAGCCGCAUUCCAGCCCCUCCCUGUAUAGCCCAGGCACCUUUGUGUCCCCAAUGGGGUGGCUUUGCUCCAAGUUCCUGACCUCUGUGAGCUGUCUGAUUUUGCUGUGGGUGGCCGGCUCUGAGAGCAUCAAAGUCCUGGGUGAACCCACCUGCUUCUCUAACUACAUCGAUAGCUUUGCCUGUGAGUGGCCGCUGGAUAGCACUGUGAACUGCAGUUCUCAGCUCCGCCUGGACUACAGACUGCUCUUCGAGUUCGCUGUCAGAAACCUCACAUGCAUCCCCAAGAACAGCGCCAGCACCAUGUGUGCAUGCCACAUGGAAAUAGAGGAGCCAACCCAAGCAGACCAGUACCAGCUGGAACUGUGGGCAGAGCAGCGGCAGCUGUGGCACGGCUACUUCAGUCCCAUUGACAAUGUGAAGCCCCCGGCUCCAGACAACCUCACACUCCACACCAAUGUGUCCAAUGCAUGGCUGCUGACGUGGAGCAACCCGUACCCGUCGAACAUCUUCCUGCACAAAGAGCUCGUCUACAUGGUCAACAUCUCCAGAGAGGACAACCCCGCAGAAUUCAUAGUCUAUAAUGUGACCUACACGGAACCCAAGCUGAGCCUCCCUGCCAACAUCCUGACAUCAGGGGUGCACUAUCGGGCACGUGUGAGGGUCUUAGCCCAGAGCGUCAGUGGCAUCUGGAGUGAGUGGAGUCCCAGCACCACCUGGUACAACCACUUCCAGCUGCCCCUGGUGCAGCGCCUCCCGUUGGGGGUCAGCAUCUCCUGCGUCUGCAUCCUGUUGUUUUGCGUGUCCUGUUACUUCAGCAUUAUCAAGAUUAAGAAGAUAUGGUGGGACCAGAUUCCCACCCCAGCACGCAGUCCCUUGGUGGCCAUCAUCAUUCAGGAUGCUCAGGUGCCCUUCUGGGAAAAGCAGACCGGAAGCCAGGAGACAACCAAGUGUCCGCGCUGGAAGACUUGUCUGGCCAAGCUGCUGCCCUGCUUGCUGGAGCUCAGAGUGAAGAAGGAGACAGAACCCCCGAAGGCUGCCAAAGCCAAGCCUCUCCAGAGUCCUGGAAAGGCAGGCUGGUGUCCUGUGGAGGUCAGCAGGUCCGUCCUCUGGCCUGAGAAUGUUAGCGUCAGUGUGGUGCGCUGUAUGGAGCUGUUUGAGGCCCCAGUACAGAGUGCAGAGGAGGAGGAGGAAGAGGAGGAGGAAGACAGGGACCUGAGCAUGUCACCUGAGAACAGUGGAGGCGGCUUCCAGGAGAGUCAGGCAGACAUCAUGGCCCGGCUCACUGAGAACCUGUUUUCGGACUUGUUGGAGGCUGAGAAUGGGGACAACGUCGGCCAGUCAAGCUUGGCGGAGCCAUGCUCCCCUCUGCCUUCAGAAAGCGGGCAAGCUUCUAUGUCCGGGGCCUGCUUCCCCAUGAAGCCCAGUGAGGCUACAUGCCAGGUCACAGGGCAGGCUUCACACCCAGGCCCUCCUUCAGGUAGCCCAGCCCAGAGUGCAACUAACCUGGCCUGCACCCAGGUCCCACUUGUCAUUGCAGACAAUCCCGCCUACCGGAGUUUUAGUGACUUCUGCAGCCCGGCCCCGAAUCCUGGAGAGCUGGCUUCAGAACUGCAGCAGGCUGGACGUCAGGAAGAAGGGGUCCCUCCAAGCCUGGUUGACCCCCAUUCUCCAGGGUCACCACAGCAGCAAGUGGAGAGCUGGGAGCAGAUUCUUCACAUGAGUGUCCUGCAGCAUGGGACAGCUGACUCCGCCCCAGCCCCUACCAGCGGCUACCAGGAGUUCGCUCAGGCAGUGAAGCAGGGAACCACCCAGGACCCUGGGGUGCCUGGUGUCAGGCCUUCUGGAGACACUGGUUACAAGGCGUUCUCGAGCCUGCUUGGCAGCAGUGGCGUCAGCACGGACACAGCGGCGGCAGGGACUGACAGUGGACACGGAGGCUACAAGCCCUUUCAGAACCCUGUUCCCAACCAGUCCCCUAGCUCCAUGCCUUUAUUCACUUUCGGACUGGACAUGGACCUGCCACCCAGUUCUCUGAACUCAGCCCCACCCAAAAGCACCCCAGAAUGCCUCGGUCUGGAGAUGGGGCUCAAAGGUGACUUUCAGAAGGCCCCUCCUCCUGCAGAUCAGGUGCCCAAGCCCUUUGGGGACGACCUGGGCCUUGGUAUUGUGUACUCGUCCCUCACCUGCCACCUGUGUGGCCACCUGAAGCAACACCACAGCCAGGAGGAAGGUGGCCAGAGCCACAUUGUUGCUAGCCCUGGCUGUGGCUGUUGCUAUGACGACAGAUCACCAUCCCUGGGGAGCCUCUCAGGGGCCUUGGAAAGCUGUUCUGGGGAAAUGCCACCAGAAGCCAACCUCACUUCAGCACCCAAGACACCCUCAAACUUGUCAGGGGAGGGCAAGGGCCCUGGUCACUCUCCUGUUCCCAGCCAGACUACUGAGGUGCCUGUGGGCACCCUGGGCGUUGCUGUUUCUUAGGUGAGGGAGUGUGCUGUUGUUGCUGAGGUCUAUGCUGAGGCCAGGGUUCCUCGAAGCCAAGGAAGAGCUUCCUGGGAGACAGCCCAGCUGGCAGGUUUCCCGGAAAUCCAGAGAAUGGUUAAUUGAAGAAGAUGUGAACUUGGCCUGACCCUGGAAGCUCAGAGCCUGGCUGUCUCCCCUGCCGCUGGCCUGGACCCUCCUCCCUCACAAGGAAUUCAGGGACUCACUGUGCUUUGUUGCACAGCAGUGCUGACAUUCCUAAGCCCUGGGCUCUCCUAUCUAUCUUUGUCCUACCCGCUCAGGCCCAUUUUGUCCCCCAAACAGACCUGUCGCCCAGGGUUCUCAGCAGACCUGACAUAGCUUCUGGACUCUCCCAGCCGGAAGCUGGGCCUAGAAACUCAGAUGGCCUGGCAGUGGCUCGGAGGACCCUAAAAACUAGUGGAAAUUUUAAGUUGAGAGAGUGCAGGUAUUGCCCCAAGGAGGCCAUUCAUUGAACAGCCCGGACUGGGACCAGAGGCAGAGCCUGCUGUUCCAGCUUGGCUCAGUUGUGGGAAGCAGCAAGGACACACACUUGACUGCCCAGAGUCACUGCCAGGGCUCCCAGGGUGUAGACAUAGAGAUCCCGAUAAACAAACAGCUGCCGGGUGGCAGGUCCCAAAGGACACCACUGCUGGCAGCCAAGGCGAGACCACAAGGAAACUGUGGGCCUGGCUCUGCUUGGUGGCCAGGUGGCAGGGACGGCAGAUGGCAGACUGCAGUCUGACUGCCUCCUGGAAGACGGGACCAGGCUCAGCACUGUCUGCUUGUGUCCCCACCGUUGCGACACCUAGUCUGUCAUGAAGACAGGACAGGUCACAUGGAGCUCUAUGUCAAUAAAGACUCUUUAUCUUG